This is a messenger RNA of Malus domestica (apple), 546 nucleotides long. RefSeq lists its product as uncharacterized. Lineage: Eukaryota; Viridiplantae; Streptophyta; Magnoliopsida; Rosales; Rosaceae. The record is from RefSeq and is a predicted model, not a curated record.
AUGGCUGAGUACAAUUAUGUUAUGUUCAGAAUUACCUUCCAGUUGAAGCUCUGUGGAGAAACCAUUAUUGAGGAAGACAUGCUGGAAAAGACUUUUAGCACUUUUCAUGCCUUCAACGUGCUCCUGCAGCAGCAGUAUAGAGAGCGAGACUUUACUCAGUACAACCAGCUGAUAUUUGUGCUUCUUGUAGCUAAGCAAAACAAUGAGCUUCUGAUGAAGAAUCAUCAGUCCCAACCUACUAGAUCAGCACCAUUCCCAGAAGUGAAUGCUGUUUCCUUUGAAGGAAUACCACAUCCUCAUGGUAAUAAUUACAAACGAGGACGUGGCCACAAGCGAAGCCAAAAGGGCAAGAACAAUGGUGUCAAGGUUCACAACCAGGUUCCAAGGCAUAAUACAGGCCUGAGCCUUAAAAAUGCAAAUUGCCAGAAAGGCGAAACUUAUAUGAACACUCCUAGAAAUCCUGAAGGAGUUUGCCAUAGGUGUGGUGGCAAUAGGCACUGGGCACGUACUUGUCGUACCCCAAAACAUCUGGUGGAUCUGUAUUAA